CCGUGGAGCGAUCGCUUGGAUUGCGGCAAUCCGCACUGCACCGGGACAACUGGACGGACCGGAGCGGCAACUGAGACGACCCCCCCGAUGAGUUUGCAGCACCGUUAGUCUCGCCAGGAAAGCAACGGUGCUCUCUCUCUCCCUCCCACUCUCUCCCACUCCCACUCCCACUCUGUGUGUGUGUGAGAGAGAGCGCCAUGAGGACCCACGCCCCUUCCCAGGCGGAAACCCCCCCUUAUACCUCCCGACCCGCGAGCGUGGCGAAGAGGGACGCGCCUUUCCCUCCCAUCCACCAGCCCGCGCCUGUCGCGGGCCGAGACCGGACCAAACGGGCGGCCAAGGCCGAGAGGUCGCAGCCGGUGCCGCCCCCGGCGCUCGGACCCCGGGCAGCGCGGCGCGGCGGCGGCGGGUUUCCCCACUCGUGGCCGAAGCCGGACUUCCAGCCGGGACGGCGACCCCAACCCCGGCGGCAGCAGCAGCGGCAGCAGCACCCGGCGGGCAGGGCAGCGGUCGGACCCGCCCGGUUGCCCGCGCCCAAGGCCCCGGGCGGCUCGUGCGACAGCGUCCCCGCCUCCCUCUCCGGGGACUCGUCCAGCGCCUCCCCGCUCGACACCGGCAGCGCCGCCGCCGCCGCCAACAGCGGGGAGGAGGCGCGCUUCUCGCUCAGCCUGACCCCCGAGGCCGUGCUGGUCAUCCGGAAGCGCCACCUGGAGAGGCAGCUCCGGUCCGGGGUGGACGCGGGCGCCGCGUCCGACCUGAGGCGCAAGAGGCUGCUGACCAACAGGAGGUCCUGCCCGCGCGCCGCGCUGCCCCAGGCCCGGCCCCGCUCCCCGGCUGACAUCCGGACGCUGCUGAAGAUCUCGUUGCUCAACGACCGGCACAAGUACGACGACGUGGAGUACGAGGAGGAGGAGGAGGAGGACGAGGAAGGGGCGGAGGGGAGGGAGGCGGCGGCCGAGGAGGUGAUGGAGAGGUGCCGCGAGUGGUUGAAGGGAGUGGAGAGCGCGCACGGGAAGCCGGACCUGCCGCGCCUGGUCAGUUAGCCCACCCCGCGGGGAGAGGGGGUCACUGGGGAGGGGGUCAGCGGGACGGACACACACACAGAGAGAGAGAGAGAGAACAACUGAAGACUGACCCCCUCCUCCACCGGUGCAUUCUCUCACGAAGGGACUUCCAACGCACACAACGCGUUUCUUUCUGUACGUGAAUUUUGCGAUGUUACUUCAUUCGGAGAGGGACGAGCGACGGGGAAAGCGUGAGACCCAUCAUCCAACGUCGCCCCUCUCUCCAUCUCUCUCUCUCUCUCUCCCCCUCACACCCCCCACCACUGGAGCAAUAGAAACCGAGGUCUCGGCUACAAGAACACAAACUCGCAACCGUGAAAGGUUUUUUUUUCUCUCUCUCUCUCUCUCUCUCUCCCCAUCGAGAGCAGUGACAUGUCACACGACGCGCAGGGAAUAAAAUCGGCACAGAGACUGGGGACCGACAGCCCGGAGGUCGGUUCGGCUGUGGUUUCUGCAGCCAACGGGGGACCGAGCGACCGGAACGGCGUUAUCGGUGAAAACCCACUUGUCUUCUCGCAAUUGAGAGAGGCAGUGGGUGAACGUGGCGACGGCACUCGGUGGGGGGAGGAGGUCGACCGCUCUGUGCGAGGAACACUCAUCCCGGGUGGAUGCUGAGAAGUAUUGCAGAACCACAGUGGUUUGUGUGGAGCAGCACAUCAUGACUCGGGGACAAUGUGUACAUUCCUGUAUAUAUAUAUUAAAAAAAAACCCCAAACGUAAACUGUUAAUAAUGCAUUGCUUUGAGCUGUUGAAGGUGAAGUCGGCGUCAACCGUUGAUCGCUCUUACUUCAAACAGUGCGCCCUGUAUAUACGUGUCGAUUCACAUUCGCAAAAUAAAAAGUCAUCCAAUUCC
Callorhinchus milii (elephant shark) is the source of this 1917-nucleotide messenger RNA. It is a transcript of the gene prr18, whose product is annotated as proline rich 18. The record is from RefSeq and is a predicted model, not a curated record. The transcript has a single exon. Lineage: Eukaryota; Metazoa; Chordata; Chondrichthyes; Chimaeriformes; Callorhinchidae. Bases 198 to 1043 code for a protein of 281 amino acids.